GGCCGCGCCGGAGCCUGUGCUCGGAACGCGUCCUGGAGUGCUACGCGGCCGCCGCAGUGAUGGGCGCUGGGCCUGCGGGAUCGCGGAGGGGAGUCGAGGAACAGCCGGGCCGGGCUGGAGAGACCGCCGCAGGGACUGGCCCUCGACACUGAACCGCGGCGGGGUCCCCGCCGGCUCUGUAAGGGCCUGUGAGCGCGAGUGGGGCGCACCGAAGGAGCCGGGCAGCCUCCAGCCACUUCGCGGGGACCGCUAGGCGGAUCGAGAGGGCCUUGUGGGCACAUCUGGGGCUUUGGUGACCCCGCCAGGCGCAUUUCGGGGGCCGGGCCGCGUCCUCCGGGGCCGCCGUACAUCCACGUGGGGCACUGCUGGGGCCCUGCGCCGCCUCGGUGAAGCCCCGGGGCGCCCCUGGAUGGCUGAACUGCCCCCUCGCCGGCCGCCCGGACGCCGCAGCGGCUGAGCUCGCUGGGAUCGCCGGGCCGCCGCCCUCCCCGCCCCCUGCAUGCCCGGCGCCCGGGUCGCGGCCCACCUGGACGUACUGGGCCCCCUGGUUCCCUCCGUGCCGCCGCCGCUGCUGCCCUCUAUGUUCUACGUGGGCCUGUUCUUCGUCAAUGUGCUGAUCCUAUACUACGCCUUUCUCAUGGAGUACAUCGUCCUCAACGUGGGCCUCGUCUUCCUGCCCGAGGACAUGGACCAGGCGCUCGUGGACCUCGGCGUGCUCUCCGACCCUGGCUCCGGCCUCUAUGAUGCCGACUCGGAGCUCGACGUCUUUGAUGGUUACUUGGAGUAGUCUUGGCUGCCGUCCCACCACUCCCCAACGACCUGCAACCUUUGGCCCGGAACAGCCGCCCAAAUCAUGCCGCCGCUGCUGGUUGGGGGCACCGUCUGGCCAGGGAUGGGUCCCUCGGGACGAGGCCUUCUCUGGCCUCCAAGGCCUGCCUGCUCCCCUCGAAAGCUCCGUGCCAUCAGAGAGGCUCCUGUCCGGACCCCAGAGGGUGGGGUGCAGAGACUGAGCCUGAAUGCCCAGGUGGGAAAGGCGUCUGCCCCCGCCCCAGGGGGAUGGUGUGGGCACCCAGAGGCCUCCCCUACCUGCAGCUUCGCACAAGUGGCCCUGCCCCGGCUUCUGGCCCUUCGCAACGGCGGCGGACAUUUACAGGAACCCAGCCAGGGUCUGCCUCCCCGCUCUUCACCCCCAGCUGCACCUGCUUCCCCCACUUAACCUUCAGAGAGGACACGUCACCCGCGGACACACUCCCAGCUCUGGGACUGCCAGCUGUUCGAUGCCAGUUGAGCCUUCAGCGCGCCGGGUUUGGCCCGAGGCUGGUCGCAGGGGCAGGGAGUGACUCAGAAGGGAAAGGAGCCGAGGAGCGCAUCAGGGGCCGAGGGCCUGGUUCCGCCGCACUCGUUGCAAGUUGCUUGUUCCUAAUCAGGUUGCCAGAACUGAUCCGUCACGCUGGGGGAGGACCGCUUUGCUCCUCUGGCCGGAAUAUUUUUUUUUGAAAAUGUGAGUGGUAUGAAUACUUGAUUUCGAUAAACCUGUAAAAGCAAUACUUGGGAGGCUGACUUAUUUCAAUUAAAAUAUUGUAUGCAACUCCA
Molecule: messenger RNA, 1593 nt
Organism: Manis javanica (Malayan pangolin)
Lineage: Eukaryota; Metazoa; Chordata; Mammalia; Pholidota; Manidae
Gene: DEXI
Product: Dexi homolog
Source: RefSeq, a predicted model, not a curated record